UGCGUUGCGCGCGCUAAUUUCUUUUUACGUCAUAUUGUUUAAAAGUGAAAACAUAUUCUAAUAUUAAAAUGAGUGAUUUUAGUGACGACGACGACAUAUAUUUGACGCCGACAGAAUUGAUCGAAACUGUAAAUAAUGUACAGAUGACCUUUCUCCCUCAACAAUCACGCGAGAAGUAUUUGAAACAAUAUGAAAUGUUCAAUACAUGGCGAAUAGCUAAAGGUGCCAAAACAUUUUCAGAAAACGUUUUGCUUGCAUAUUUUGUUGAAUUAUAUAAGACGAGGAAAUCUAGCACACUAUGGAGUACUUACUCAAUGCUAAAAGCAACGAUUAAGAUGAAAAAAGAUAUUAAUAUCGAAACAUAUACUAAGUUACUGGCAUUUUUAAAAAGAGCCUCAUCUGGUCAUCAACCAAAAAAAUCGAAAGUUUUCACAGCAUCCGAAAUAGAAAAGUUUGUUAACAAUGCACCAGAUUCCAUGUAUUUGGCGGCAAAAGUUGUUCUUAUUAUUGGCAUAAACGGAGCAUGUAGAACAAAUGAACUAACACUGCUUAAUGUCACAAAUAUUGAGAAACAUUCGGAUGAAUUGUUAUUGAUACACUUAACGAAUACAAAGACCAAAAGAGACCGCAACUUCGUCAUUCGCAAGGAGUACGCAGCGAUUGUAGAGAAAUACAAAGCUUUACGCCCUCUUAACACUCCAACCAAUCGAUUUUUUCUACAAUAUCGCAACGGAAAGUGUGUUCGACAGCCUAUGGGUUCUAAUAAAAUUGGCAGUAUCCCAGGAGAAAUAGCGACAUUUCUCGAACUCCCAGAACCUCAACUGUACACGGGUCAUUGUUUCCGACGAACUUCAGCCACACUUUUGGCCGAUUCAGGAGCUGAUCUUCUGUCUCUUAAGCGUCAUGGAGGCUGGAAGUCUAAUGCGGUAGUAGAAGGAUAUAUAGAGGAUUCUAUCGAAAAUAAGUCUAAAAUAUGUAAAGGCAUCGUGGGAGCCAUUACACUGAACAAGCCUUUGUCAGAUCCUUGGACUGGCCCUUCCACAUCAACAAUGAGCCGACAACCGACGUCAAUGGGAUCGGGGGACCAACAGGUUCCUAGUAGGGUCUCCGCUAACGGUGGUUGUGUGUAG
This is a messenger RNA of Helicoverpa zea (corn earworm), 1130 nucleotides long. RefSeq lists its product as uncharacterized. The record is from RefSeq and is a predicted model, not a curated record. Gene Ontology annotation, molecular function: DNA binding. The coding region runs from base 69 to 1130 and encodes 353 amino acids. The transcript has 3 exons. Gene Ontology annotation, biological process: DNA recombination; DNA integration. Lineage: Eukaryota; Metazoa; Arthropoda; Insecta; Lepidoptera; Noctuidae.